UGGGAGGGGAUGCGCGGGGUUGAUCGGUGCUCCGGUACAUUUUGGAAGCCUUUUACAAGCUUAAACGGCUGCCAGUCACCGAUAUUAUAUUUGCGCUAUGGCGAAGUUCCGCUAGCUCGGCUGCCAUGGACGCCCUCGCCGUGGACGGCUCAGAGGGUACCAAGCCGAGGCCCAACAACAGGCUGGCCCGCCGGGCGCGAUCUUUCAAGGAGGACCUGCUGGAGAAACUCAACAACAUGAAGACCCCUCAUGUCAUCCGCUCGCACAGUCCAGCGAAGAGGAGCGGCAAGUCACCGAAGCACCGCCGCCGGGACUUCUCGCCCGACCACCGGGCGUCGCCGAGCCCGGACUUCGGGACCAUCUGCCGAGAGGUGGAGCUGUCGUUGAGGUAUUACCAGGACGUGGUGCAGAAGAGCAUGCUGGAGAUGCUGCCGGGCAGCACGACGGCCGUGCUGGAGACGGUCGUCCACCUGCACAUGAUCCUGAUGAACCGGCUCGGUGGCGAGAGCAGUUCGGCGUCGGCAGCCACAAAGCAGCUAAACCAGGCGCUGGCCGACCUCGUCAGCUGGUCCAACAACGUCAUGCUGUUCGGCCUGACGCCCGGGCAGACGGCCGCCGACGUCGUCAACGGCGUCAGAAACGCCGUGUCGACGCUGCUGCAGCUGGCGGGGGACGGUGCCGGCGACCUGGCGCGCCACAGCCGUACCGUCGACCGGGCGGAGCGGCGCUCGCGCGCGCACGCCGCCGCCGGCUCGCACCGCAACUCUCUGCCGGACCUGAGCGCCGAGAAGCCGGCCAUCGUGCACUGCGGGCCGCACUACUCGCUGAGCAACGACAGCGUGCUGGAGGCGGCCGACACGCCACCGCCCAAGCCACCGCUGCCCGGCCGGCCGGCCUCGCUCUCGGACGCGCCCGAGCCGGCGCCACCGUUGCCGCCCAAGCGGCGCUCCAAGAAGCACGCGCUGCCUCUAGUCACCUCCACGCCGGUCAGCGGACAGCUGGCCAAGCGCGGCAGCUGGGACGGCCAGGCCCAGCGCGGCUCGCAGCACGGCCAGCAGCCGGCCGGCCAGCGGCGAAACAACUCGGUGGGCAGCGGCGCCGGAAAGUCGUGGGUGACCAACAAGUCACCUGACACUCUGUCGCCUGCCUCCAGUGUCGACUCGGUGCUGAACCACUCGCAGGAGGAGUUCGCGCAGUGGAAUAAGCACGGCAGCUACAGCAGUAUCGGCAACUCGUCGGGCAGCUCGACGCGCGACUCGCGCCUCGAGGCUGACUCGACCACCUCCGACUCGUCGUUCUCGACGCUGGGACUCGACCAGUACGGCAACUGGCUGUCUUCGCCCGGUGCCGCCGGCCGCCGGCCCGACAUCAACGCCAUCACGCGGCAGCUGCGCGAACUGAGCGCUGCGCCCGAGCCGGCCGGCCAGCGGCCGGAGAGUGGCUUCGUCUCGCUGCAGAGUCUGCAGUCGGGCGGCGCCGGCGGCGGUCCGGACGACUCGCGGCCACCGCCGCUACCGCUCAAGAAGAAACACGUCCAGUCAUACAUGGAGAUGAUCGGCGACUACUGUCAGCCGUCGCAGGCCGAGUUCCUGCGCCAGUCGGCGCUCGUACACCGCAGCUACGCGGCCCGCUGGUCGCGCAGCGAGUUCUCGGCGGCGCGCAGCUGUACCAUGGCCGAGCACCUGCGCUCCAGCAGCGACGACAGCGGCGACGGCGAGGCGUUCGAGCACACACCGCUGGUGGAGGACCUCUCGCCACCGGCGCUGCCGCCCAAGCGGCGCUCCGGCAGCGUGUCGCGUCAGCUAAGUUCGCCGCCGCCGCCGCCGCCUUCUCUGCCGCCGCCGGCCUUGCCAGAGUCUGCGCUGGACGCGCUGGACGUGCAGACGCUGCUGGUGGUGAAGCAGUCGCACGAGGAGGGGCCCGAGCUGCGCGGCGGACCGAUCGACGCGCUCGUGGCGCACGCCACCAAGGCCAACCGGAACGGUGAGCACUGACACCCUGCCCGGCGCUCACACUUCAUCUACCAGGAGGCGUUCCUCACCACAUACCGCACGUUCCUGACGUCGGAGGCGUUGGUGGAGCGCCUGCUGUACCGGUACGACACGUUCCAGCGGUCGUCCGACCCGGCCCGGCAGCGCGCCGCCAAGAACGCCUUCUCCCUGCUCGUCAGAGUGGUGGACGAUCUGGCACUGUCGGACCUGACGCAGAGCCUGCUGGGCACCUUGAUGGAGUUCGAGGUGGGUUUACUGAAGAACGGCGAUUUGAUGCUGGCCAAGGCGCUGCGCAGCAAGAUUCUGGAGAAGCAUGAGACGAAACGGCGCCACGACAACCCGCCCAAGGAGCUGCCCGGCUUCGAGGAUCAGUCGGCCACGGUACGGCAGCCGACACUGCUCGACUUCAAGUCAGAGCACCUGGCCGAGCAGAUGACGCUGCUCGACUCGAAGCUUUUUGUCAGCAUCGAGAUCCCAGAGGUGCUGAUCUGGGCGCAGGAGCAGAAUGAGGAGAAAUCGCCCAACCUCACCACCUUCACCGAGCACUUCAACAAGAUGAGCUACUGGGCCCGCAGCUUGAUCCUCGACCCACGAGAGGCGGCCAAGGACCGCGAGAAGCUUAUCCUGAAGUUCAUUAAGAUCAUGAAGCACCUGCGCAAGAUGAACAACUUCAACUCGUAUCUGGCCAUCCUGUCGGCGCUGGACAGUGCCCCGGUCCGCCGCCUGGAGUGGCAGAAACAGAUCUCCGAGGCGCUCAAGGAGUACUGCGCGCUGAUCGACUCGAGCAGCAGCUUCCGGGCCUAUCGCCAGGCGCUGGCCGAGGCCACGCCGCCCUGCAUACCGUACAUCGGGCUCAUCUUGCAGGACCUGACGUUCGUCCACAUCGGCAACCCGGAUCUGCUGCCCGACGGCUGUAUCAACUUCGCCAAGCGCUGGCAGCAGUUUAACAUCCUCGACAACAUGAAGCGCUUCAAGAAGGGGCAAUACCAGUUCAAGACGAAUGACAAGAUUUUGAACUUCUUUUCGAACUUUGAUAAAUAUUUCACCGAAGAGAAGAUGUGGGAGAUCUCGGAAUCGAUCAAGCCGCGGGGCCGAGCCAAGAAGUGAGCGGUCCUCCGCCGACCGUGGUGCCUCCGGCGGUCGCUCUUCGCACUCUCAGUGGCCCCCAGCGCCGACAGGGCGGCUACUCAGUGGCCGUCUGGUGCCACUGCGGCGCCGCUGCACGCCCGGCCGCCCCGGCGGAGCGCAGGCCGCGACGGUCGGCCUCCCUAGUCUGCGGCGUCGAUGGCCGCGGCCGUGGCACCGCUCCAGGCCGCCGUCGGCGUCCGGCCCUCGACUCGCGCGACAUUCGGGCCUGCGCGCCGCCCGGAUGCUGUCUGUCGCCCCCUGCCCCUCCCAUCUCGGCCGCCGUUGGCAGGCGCUGUGGCCGGCCUGGUCGGGGCCGAUUAUUUUAUGCCGGCACGUCUAGUCAGCGUCCGGCGUCUGCGUGUCGGCGGCAACCUCUGCUGGGGAUAGGCCGCUCUCCAUCGAUAUUAAUCAACGGUAGAGAUUGCUGGCUGCGAUAGUGGUGCGUUCUUGUUGUCCGCACGCCGGGCUCGCCGCCUCAUUGUUGGGCUGUUCCUUCGUGCAUAAUAAUCAAAUGGUUUAUUUGGAGCGUUGGCUUGUUUUGCAGGUGUACGGUGUCGCUGCACUGAUGUGCCGUGCACUGGUCUCUAGUCAGGUGGGUCCUGGGCGCGCGGUCGACCCCCGUGCUAUGGCCGGCUGGAAGUCGCAAUGUCGUGUUGAUGGCCCGCGCGUUCCGAGUGGGUGUACCCGCUUCGUGUACUGCUAUUGGGUACGCCGGCGCGCGCGCGCGCGCGUGGGUAUGCGUGCUGCGCGGCAGUGAAGUGGCCGUAUGCGGGCGCCCGUCGCCCGGCGUGACUGCUUACGUGAGAGCGUUAUUGCCUCACGUGGUGCGCACGUGUCGACGGAAGUGUCUUGUUUCCAUGCGACGCAUUGUUUUGUAUAUAAGCCCCGUUCAUCGUGAGAGUGAGCUUUUAUAAUACAUUCAACCUAGCAGCG
Messenger RNA from Pollicipes pollicipes, 4052 nucleotides. It is a transcript of the gene C3G, whose product is annotated as C3G guanyl-nucleotide exchange factor. Lineage: Eukaryota; Metazoa; Arthropoda; Thecostraca; Pollicipedomorpha; Pollicipedidae. The transcript has 19 exons. Gene Ontology annotation, molecular function: guanyl-nucleotide exchange factor activity. Gene Ontology annotation, biological process: Ras protein signal transduction. Gene Ontology annotation, cellular component: plasma membrane. The record is from RefSeq and is a predicted model, not a curated record.